Molecule: messenger RNA, 4152 nt
Organism: Micropterus salmoides (largemouth bass)
Lineage: Eukaryota; Metazoa; Chordata; Actinopteri; Centrarchiformes; Centrarchidae
Gene: fkbp5
Product: FKBP prolyl isomerase 5
Exons: 11
Coding region: 340-1707 (455 amino acids)
Molecular function (GO): protein binding; peptidyl-prolyl cis-trans isomerase activity
Source: RefSeq, a predicted model, not a curated record
CUCUCUCCUUUUCGCUCUGUGUGUCUCUGCCUCUCUCCCUCACGAAGUCAUUUUGAAGUGUGAGAUCCAUGUGGCUAGUUCGCCGGCACGUUUGCCGUCACCAGAGGGGAAAGGGAUAAAGGGACAGAAGACAAAAACAGCGCGACAGAGUAAUCACAUGGGCAGAACAUUUAGUACCCUGGAUAUGAGAUGAGAGGGGCGGGCUUGCAUUAGGCGCUAUAGAUGGUUGAAAAUCAACCAACUGAAAAUCCAGAGGGUCACUGGCUGUUUCGGGAAAGGAAUAAUAACCUAAAAAAGGAGCACAAGAAAAUUGUUACUGUGUGAUGCCCACACGCAGAAAUGACCACUGAUCAGGAUCUGCCCAUGGAUGGCCCGUCAGCCACAGCUGUGUUUGCUGCAAAGGGUAUUGAUGUAACACCUGAUAAAGACCAAGGAGUUAUCAAGGUUGUGAAGCGUCAGGGGCUAGAUGGAGACAGGCCAAUGAUUGGGGACAGAGUGACCGUCCACUACACUGGGAAGCUACUCACUGGGAAAAAGUUUGACUGUAGUCGAGAUCGCAAAGAACCCUUCUGCUUCAAUGUGGGCAAGGGACAAGUCCUCAAGGCUUGGGAUAUUGGUGUGUUGUCCAUGCAACGGGGUGAGGUGUGCACGUUUCUGUGUAAGCCAGAGUAUGCUUAUGGAUCUGCCGGAAAUCCUGACAAAAUUCCUCCCAGCUCUUCAGUAGUGUUUGAGAUGGAGCUACUCAAGUUUGAAGGAGAGAUGCUGACAGACGAUGGUGGCAUCUUAAGAAGAAUAAAGGUCAAAGGGGACGGUUACAGUAAUCCCAACGAUGGAGCAACUGUUGACGUGCACCUGGAGGGAAGCUGUGGUGGUCGACUGUUUGACUGCAGGGAUGUCAGCUUUAUUGUUGGUGAGGCUGAAGAUAAAGGGAUUCCUCGUGGAGUGGACCAAGCCAUGGACAAGAUGCAGAAAGGAGAGUGCUGUGUACUUUACUUAAAACCAAAGUAUGGCUUUGGAAGUGAAGGUAAACCAGAGUACAAAAUUGGGCCAGACAAAGACAUCAUAUACGAAGUUACCCUCAAAGACUUUCAAAGGGCUAAAGAAUCCUGGGAAAUGGAUUUAAAAGAAAAGCUGGAUUUGGCUCCUGGGGUUAAGCAUAAAGGGAAUCAGUAUUUUAAGACAGGACGGUACUACCAGGCUGUCACCCAGUACCAGCGCCUCGUUGUCUGGCUAGAAAUGGAGUGUGGCAAUGGGGUAGAGCAGCAGAAGAGGAUACAGGACUUUAUUUUGACAUCACACCUCAAUUUAGCGUUGUGUUUCCUGCGGAUAAAAGAGUUCACACAAGUAGUAGACAAUUGCAACAAGGCGAUUGAGCUUGAAGAGAACAAUGAGAAGGCUUUGUAUCGCCGCGGGCUGGCCCGUCUCCUUCGUAACGAGUUCAGCUUGGCCAUGGCAGACUUUCAGCAAGUGCUGCAAGUCAACCACUCAAAUCGAGCAGCUCGUGCUCAGAUUUCCAACUGCCAGAGGAAGAUUAAGGAACAUCAUGAACAGGACAAGAAGACCUACGCCAACAUGUUCCAGAAAUUUGCAGAAUGGGAUGCCAAGAUUGGGAAGACAAAGAGGAGACGGGAUGAAAGCGUGAGGAGUGGCAUGAAUGGUGAAGUGGGCAUUAAACGACGCCGGAGGAGUCGGGACUAUCCAUCAUAACAGUGACAUUUAAAAGACAAAAACAAAGACAUGCCUCCCUUUGCUUUCCGAGCCCAGAGAGCAGAGGCAGGAACAAAGUCAUAUAUAGGCCUCUAACCCAAACAUCUUUAUCCCAAAAUCCAUCGUUACCAUUCCUGCAUAUAAAACGGUGGGUGUAAGCAGGGACGUUUGCAAGCCAAACAGCAUUUCCUCUGUCACAUGGACUGUACAGCUGCCAGGAUGUACCUCCCUGUGUAAGUAGUACAGCAGAAUCAGUGCGUUAAGAUUGGUGAGCACUUCUAGCCUCUGCCUUUUAUUUAGAAAACAAUACAGUUUAUUUCUUCAAAAACACAGAGGAAUUCCAUUUUUUGCCAUUAGGUUAUUGUGUGGAGUUGAGAUGUUUCCGAUUCCCAAAGUGUACUUGUUGGUUUUCAGACCUCUGAUUUGUAUUUAGUAUGAAGCCUUUUUCUUGGGCAGCUGCAUGCAUGUAUCAUGAGGUAUUUGAAAGCUUGAAACAUUGCUAUUUUUUUAAAUGUGCAAUAUGUACUUUGGGUAAAAGGUGUAACAAGACCCAUUAGCUAAGUGGUAUUUCAAACAGAAACACAUAAUGUAACUGAAUUCCUAAAAAAAAUAAAUCAAAAAUAACAACAGAGUAGGAAAGCCUGCAUUCAUUUAAUGUAAAACUCAAUAUACAAAAAUACUUCAAGUCCAGCACAAAAAAACUUAAACCCUCCUCCAAUAAUGAAACAUCAAUAUUGUCAUAAAUCACUGACCUCAAGUUUCCAAUCAGCAGAGGAUAGAAUCUGAGAAAAGCACAAACUACAUAAAAUACCAAAACGGUAAUUUUGGUGUUCUGGCAAUUCCCAAUUUUAGGUUAUUGCUAGUAACAGCCGAAUUAAUAUGAGAUUAAUUUAUGACAUUAAGCUACUAACCAUAAAGCCUGUAACAAAACCUAAACUGUGGUGUAGAGAGAUUAUUUCCAGAAGUACAACUCAAAUUUUGCCCCUUGUUUUGGGCAAAGAUGAGGCAUUGUUUUACAAAGAUGGAAAAGGCCACAGCCAUGCACUAAAAUAAUUUAUUCAUGAAUACACACAUAAUAGGUUGUUAUUAAUUUAAUAAACUUGUGUUUUAUCCAUUACACACAUUAUGCAGUGCAAACAAUGCUUUUUAUGAGAAGCCAGUCCAAAAUUCUAGUUGAUCAAGUAAAACAACUGAUAAGAGGCGUCUAUGGAAGUGAUAACAGAUGAUAAAAUCAUUUUUUGAUGGACUGAUUUAAAUUUAACCUGAAGGCAGCUGAAAAAACUAAAUCCUUCUGCACCUCUGACUUUAGUGACCGACGACUCACAGUUUUUUCUUCUGUUGCACUCAUUGUAUGCUUAUCUAUAUGCUAAUUGCAUAAACAGCAUGGCACAAUCUUCAACGCACAGAAAUACUUAAUUCAACAAGUGAAAACAUGCAGCAUUUCUUUGAUUAACCUCCAUCCUCAUGAUUAUGAUUCAAACUUCUCACAAAAGGAAUUUGAUUAAAAAAUCACCCCAUUCCCAUCUUUGUAUUUGAGAGAGCAGAUACACUAGAAUUAACUCUCUGAGAGUGCAAGUGAGAUAGGGACACACACACCGCAAUUAAGCUUUAAAAUCAUCAGAACCACAUGUUUCACAAAUGUCACGAAUUCUUGCUCUGGUAAUGCGAUCAACUACAUCCUUUUUCAUCUGUGUAGUUCUUUUUGCCUGAGUCCCGGAACAGGUGUCUCUUUAUUUCACUGCAUUUUUUAAAUGUGUGAAUGUUUGUAGAUAGUGGACAAUGAUGCACUUUGGUGACUGUCAAACCAACACUGUUAUCUUGUCAUAAUAAUGUCUGGAUAAAAUCUUGACAAUAAUCUCGCAAUGUUUUUUAAACAUUGGUUGGUUCUGAAUGAAAACCUUAGCUGUCUUAAAUAUUUUGUUUUAAAAAAAAUUCAACAGUGUGUAUGUGUGUUAUUAUAUAUUGUUGUUAACAAGGUUUUUAAACAGCGUUUUGCUAGAUGUUUUCAAGUACUGCUGGCUCUAAACAUUCAAACAUGUUGUAGUGUGGAAAUGAGCAUGAAGUAAUGUUUCCACCAAGUCCUAUUUAAGGAUAUACAAAAUAUUUAUCCCCCAUUGUCAAGUACAAAAAGAUUUCCAGGCCUCUUAGUGCUACAUCUAUUGUUGAUAACUUGAAAAUGCAAAUUACAGGCAUAAUUUAGAAAGAUAUGACAUAAACAAGCAGCAUAAAAUGCAGCUCGUUAAACACAGCCGACGUGAGAUUAUUAUGGCAUACAAAAUGUUUACAUGUAUUCAAAAGAUCUUUGCUGUGUAAAGCGUGAUCAGUGUUUUAAACCGUUUUCAGACAACAAAUUACAUAAGGUACCUUGUUCAUGUUUUCUAUACAUAUCCUUUUUUUCCUUUUGCACUUUAAAAGCAUUAAAUAAAUCCAAGAGUUGCACUCAAA